Molecule: messenger RNA, 1820 nt
Organism: Protobothrops mucrosquamatus (brown spotted pit viper)
Lineage: Eukaryota; Metazoa; Chordata; Lepidosauria; Squamata; Viperidae
Gene: MIEF1
Product: mitochondrial elongation factor 1
Exons: 5
Coding region: 36-1430 (464 amino acids)
Biological process (GO): positive regulation of mitochondrial fission; mitochondrion organization
Cellular component (GO): mitochondrial outer membrane
Source: RefSeq, a predicted model, not a curated record
CUUCCUUUUUGCAGAUGCAUUAAGCCUCAGGAAUAAUGGCAGGCUCUGGAGAGCGCAAAGGAAAGAAGGAUGACAAUGGAAUUGGCACGGCUAUUGAUUUUGUGUUGUCAAAUGCUCGACUUGUACUGGGAGUGGGAGGUGCUGCUAUGCUGGGGAUUGCUACCUUGGCUGUCAAACGGAUGUAUGACAGAGCAAUUAGUGCUCCAGCCAGCCCCACCCAUUUAAGCCAGUCAGGAAAGAGAAGCUGGGAGGAACCAAGCUGGCUUGGGUCAUCAUCACGAUUACUGAACCAAGACAUGAAGACAAAUCUUAGCCGUUCUCUGCAGACUCUGCCUACAGAUGCUUCAGAUUUUGAAAUAGAUUCAGUCAAACCUAUAAAGCAUAAAUCACCUGCUAAGAGAAGCCAGGUGGAAUUGAAGAAAUCCCGCCUUCGGAUGUCCUUGCAAGAAAAACUGUUUGCUUAUUAUCGGAGAAAGGUGGCUAUCUCUGUAGAAGAACAGACCAAAGCCAAGCAAGCUGCUGUGGAUAUCUGUGCCGAAUUACGCAGUUUCCUCCGUACCAAAUUGCCAGACAUGCCUCUCCGUGAGAUGUAUCUGAGUGGUAGCCUCUGUGAUGAUUUACAGGUUGUGACAGCUGAUCACAUCCAACUUAUUGUUCCUCUUGUGCUAGAACAGAAUUUAUGGUCAUGCAUUCCAGGUGAAGAAACCAUUAUGAACAUCCCUGGCUUCUGCCUAGUACGUCGGGAAAACCCAGAAUAUUUUCCUCGUGGUAGCAGUUAUUGGGACCGCUGUGUAGUGGGGAGUUACCUCUCACCCAAGACUGUAUGUUGUACCUUUGAGAAAGUAGUGGCUGGCUCCAUCAACUGGCCAGCAAUUGGAUCCUUCCUAGAUUAUGUGAUCCGUCCAGUUGCACCCUUAGAAUCUCUAACUUUGGAGGUCCAGUAUGAACGGGAUCGGCACCUUCUAAUAGACUUUUUACCAUCUGUGACACUAGGUGAUUCUGUAUUGGUAGCCAAGCCACACCGACUGGCCCAAUAUGAUAAUCUAUGGCGACUCAGCCUUCGGCCAGCAGAGACAGCUCGCCUGCGGGCCUUGGACCAAGAUGACUCUGGUUGCCGUUCUUUGUGCCUCAAGAUCCUCAAGGCUGUAUGUAAACUGAACCGAGUUCUGUGUUGUCUUUCUGCCAGCCAGCUUACCAAUGUAAUUUUACACCUGACCCAAGAAGAAACUGAUUGGUCACAAAAUGCAAUAGCUGACCGUUUUCUUCAGGCAUUGAGAAAACUAAUUGGCUAUUUGGAAGAAGGAAUUCUUCCGAGUGUUUUAAAUCCCAAGGUGAACUUGUUUUCAGAGCUUACUACUGAAGAAGUAGAUGAGUUAGGCUAUACUCUGUACUGUUCACUUUCAGAACCAGAACUCCUGCUGCAAAUGUAAUCGCUGCCUUAAGUGUGAGUUAGUGUUAGAACUACUUGCCAUGACAAUUUGUCUUCUGAGUGAAUUAUGCACAUCUUGCCCUGGUUAUUUUGCAAAUCUGCCUUUGUAUUUUUACUGUUAUUAAAUAGGAGGGGGGGCAUUAGAUUCUUGGUGCUACCAGUCUAGUUCCACUACACUCAAGGAACUGGAGGAAGAAGCAACUUUGAAGAUCUGCUCAAUUUGCUAUAAAGUUCUUAUUGAUGUACCUGCUGAUGGAGUCCCAACAUAUGCUGUAUUUCUUGUAAUACUUUGUAUUUUGCUGCAAUGAAAAUUCUUAUCUCCUAUUUCAAAAGUGUAAAAUUGCCACUAACAAUUUUAAGAACCCCCAAAGUAUAAUAAGCUUUGUUCCUA